Messenger RNA from Pararge aegeria (speckled wood butterfly), 1136 nucleotides. RefSeq lists its product as uncharacterized. The record is from RefSeq and is a predicted model, not a curated record. NCBI's taxonomy places the organism in Eukaryota, Metazoa, Arthropoda, Insecta, Lepidoptera, Nymphalidae. The transcript has a single exon. Bases 156 to 977 code for a protein of 273 amino acids. Gene Ontology annotation, biological process: cristae formation. Gene Ontology annotation, cellular component: MICOS complex.
AAAUUUUGUAAAACAAUAGUUUUAGUAUUAAAGUUUCAUAUUUUUUUGAUUUUUUCAUAAAGUGUUCCGUGCAGGCAUGACAAAAAGACAACCCAAAGAAGAAGAAGAAGAAGAAGAAAGUUUUGUAACGAAUUCUUAUCAAACAUCGCUGUGAAAUGCAACCUGAUCUAUUACAAGUACAUCAAUACGUAAAAACAAAGAAAGACAGCCAAAUUGAAAAUAGCAUCCAAAACCACAAACGCCAACAACAAAAUAACAGUAUAAAUGAAAUAUUAAGCGGUGAUCUGUACAUUAUUGGAAAAAUAUGGAUCGGUGCUUUACAAAAAGCUUUAACAGGAGCAAACGUAGAUUUAGUUCCCAUAGUACACGCAGCUAAACUUCCAGAAGUACCGCAAAGACCUCCCAAAAUGAAAUACUCAGAUUUACCCAUCUACGAAACACCUCAUUACGAAUACAAAGAAUACAUAGACGAAAGAGACAAAUGUCCAGAAAGAAAUGAUAAAUUAUUACAGCAAUAUCUACUACCAUACGUAAAAUAUUACAGACGGAUUGCUAAAGAAAACUUUUGUUCUAUGAUAUGCAUUACAAAACAAACUUGUUCAAAUACCUGUUCAGCCAUUAGUAAUGCUAAAAAUGAUUUUAAAACUACUAUGAGAGAUCCAAAUAAUUUGACAAAAAGACAGGCUGUGGUGGGCUUGGGAACGUUAACUGGAUAUUUGAUUGGGGGCAGUGGUGGACUCCCUCGUAGGAUUUUCUUUACAAGCGCAGGAUUUUUAGCCACUGGAGCGCUUUGUUAUCCUAAGGAGACUGAUGAGAUAUUUAGAAAUGUCGCAGCUAUAGUUGGAAAGACUGCUAUUUCUCUAUAUAAUUUUGCGUGUCUUAAAAAUUCUGGUCUGAGAGAGAGGAUAGCUUGUACCGAUGAUUUGCCUCUACCACCGCCUCAGAGAAAAACGAUUCAGUGUCCUCCAAAAAAUUAAACCUUGAUAAAGUCUUUCAGACUUGUUUACACAGUUUCAGUUUUAUUUUGGCGUAAAUUUGUUAUGUUACAGAUUUAAACCAUUUCACUGGAAAAUAGAGGACUUUUAGUUUUUGUAGUGUAAAAAUUUGGUUUUAAAAUACAAGGAUUGUGAAAGGUA